This is a messenger RNA of Rhodamnia argentea, 2493 nucleotides long. RefSeq names its product magnesium/proton exchanger 1. The transcript is spliced from 10 exons. Gene Ontology annotation, cellular component: membrane. Gene Ontology annotation, biological process: transmembrane transport; metal ion transport. The record is from RefSeq and is a predicted model, not a curated record. Bases 220 to 1845 code for a protein of 541 amino acids. NCBI's taxonomy places the organism in Eukaryota, Viridiplantae, Streptophyta, Magnoliopsida, Myrtales, Myrtaceae.
GCCAUGCAUGCUUCCUUCGCCUCAAUGCUUGUGUCCACGCCGCCUUAAACUCUCUCUCUCUCUCUCGCACUCUGCCUCGCAAGCUGGCGAUCUCUCUCCGAUUCGCCGCAAGGUCGCUUCAGCGCCUCCUCUCGCGGCUCAUACGGCGAUUUCUCUCGUGAAAUGUGAAUUUUGACAUAUACAUCCACAUUGUUGAACUGUGCCUUGUGCUUGUUAAAUAUGACCUCAGUUCAUAAGCCACCGAGUAAUAGCACACUUGGUGUUUCCAGCACUUUGGGCCAUGAAGUAUGCGAGAGCUACUUGCUUUUUCCAGGUGAAACAGCCCUCGGUGAAGCCUUCCGAACCUUCCUCUAUUGCCUUGGUCUUGCUUACUGCUUUAUUGGAUUAUCAGCUAUCACUGCAAGGUUUUUCCGUUCUAUGGCGAAUGUUGUGAAGCAAACACGUGAGGUGGUAGAGAUAGAUCCUCAUACGAAUUCAAUGGUGGUUAGACGAGAAAAGGUGUGGAAUUACACUAUUGCAGACAUCACUCUACUAGCUUUUGGGACUAGCUUCCCUCAAAUAUCUUUAGCUACUAUUGAUGCUCUAAGAAACCUGGGGGACCUCUAUGCUGGAGGUUUGGGUCCUGGAACGCUUGUAGGCUCUGCUGCAUUUGACCUAUUUCCUAUUCAUGCUGUCUGUGUUCUGGUUCCUAAAGCUGGUGAAUUGAAGAAGAUAUCUGAUCUUGGCGUUUGGAUUGUGGAGCUCUUUUGGUCUUUCUGGGCUUAUUUUUGGCUGUACAUUAUUUUGAAGGUUUGGACUCCUGACAUUGUCACACUUUGGGAGGCACUGUUAACUGUGUUGCAGUUCGGGUUACUAGUGGUACAUGCAUAUGCUCAAGACAAGCGUUGGCCCUAUGUAUCUCUUCCUUUAGCAAGGGGCGAGAGGCCAGAGGACUGGGUGCCAGGAGAGGGUGCUGCAUAUAAACAUGUAGACAGUGUGGAUGAUGAGCAUUCCGAGAUAAUUCAAAUUGGUGAAAAUGAUGAGAGGAGAAUUGUGGAUAUAUUUUCCAUUCAUUCCAGAAGUGAAACAGGUUUAAUGUAUCACAAUGUACAAGGCAGUGAUUUGGCUGACUCCUCUAAUGAACUUCUCCAAAGUGAGAUUAAGUUGGAAGAAUUUCAUGUGCUGUCACUUUGGAAGCAACAGUUUGUUGAUGCACUGAUGCUGGAGAGUGCAGAGACGAAGAAGUUGAAUAGCAUAUGUGUGCAGGCUUUGCGAAUAUUGUGGCAGUCUCUUCUUGCACCCUGGAGGCUCAUGUUUGCUUUGGUUCCUCCUUGCCAAAUUGCUAAUGGCUGGGUUGCUUUCAUUUGCUCUUUAAUCUUUAUCAGUGGAAUAGCUUAUGUAGUGACCCAACUCACAGAUUUAAUUAGCUGCGUCACAGGGAUAAAUGCUUAUGUCAUAGCAUUUACUGCGCUGGCUAGCGGAACGUCAUGGCCAGACUUAGUUGCUAGUAAGAUUGCCGCCGAAAGGCAGACGACAGCUGACUCUGCGAUUGCAAACAUCACUUGCAGUAAUUCAGUGAACAUAUACUUUGGCAUAGGUGUCCCAUGGCUAAUUGACACCGCAUACAACUUCAUCGUGUAUCGGGAACCUUUGAGGAUCCAAAAUGCAGCCGGACUAAGCUUCUGUUUACUCGUGUUCUUUUCUACUUCUGUGGGGUGUAUAUCAGUUCUCGUGCUUCGGCGUCUGACAUUGGGCGCCGAAUUGGGAGGGCCAAAGCCUUGGGCUUGGUUAACUAGUAUAUACUUCAUGUUGCUCUGGCUCAUCUUUGUGGUGCUUUCCUCUCUCAAAGUUUCUGGGAUCAUAUAGGAAGGAUUUAUUCAGGUAUUUCCUUGGGAGCAUGGUAAUUCCAACAUAUCGUCCUUUGAAGCAGGGGCAUUUUCUUUUCUUAAUUCGGUCUCAAUCUCUACAGGUUAGCAUAGCUCUUUUUAUCGUGGGACGGGAAACUCUCCCUUGAAAAGUACGAAAGUUGCGUCUGCUCGAACACUCUGGACCUUUCUCAUACCGAGUCCAUUCCUCUAUUAGCCAAUCGGAAGAGAGAAAAAUCCUCGCUUAUACGAACGUCUUCUGCUUGUAGACUGUUUGUUUCCCUUUUUUUCUCUAUUUUUUCCAAGAUGAACGUACAUUUUCCAUAGGUCCAGACGCUGCCGGGGAUCUACCUUACAAACCCUCACCAUCCAGCGGUUUGUCCCAGGGCCCCUCACAGGUACACUUCCAUUUGCUCGAGGCAGAUCCUCAAAGCCUUCUCCUACCGCAGGUACUCAGGUGGUUAGAUCAGAUUAACUUAUAUUAAGAUGUGUACCAGUUUGCAACGGUGAGAUGAGCUCAAAACACUGGAUGAAGAAGCAUACCGAGAGAUUAUACUACAAGUUCUUUAAGGAUUUACAUGACCGAGCAGCACUAAGAGCAGACACGUUCAAUUUGAUCUCAUUUAUUGAGGGCGUCAAUGGUCGUUGC